AUGUCCCUUAGCACAUCGCCUGUGCAGCUUCAGCUCUGCCGGACGCCUUUCGUGCUCGGCGUCGGUGGAAAGUGGUGGAAGGAGGGGCCUCCGGACUACACCCGCGCCAACCGCCGGCGCAUGGAACUGGAGCAGCAACGCAUCGUGUCGAGUCAGCACCUGCCGCCCAUAGAGCCAACCGCCGAGCAAGCGUGCCAGCUCUAUCGCCGCCUUUUGAAGGAAGGCUACAAGACACUCGUAGUGACGGACAAGGACUUCUACCGCCGCAAGGUCCGCUACGAACUCGAGGUCACCUCUCGCCAGACAAGCUCUCGAGUGCGGGGAAUUAUGUUUGAAAAGGGUCGCUGGAUGCUGGAGAACAAGCUCGGUGGGAUCAUCUAA
This is a messenger RNA of Leishmania braziliensis MHOM/BR/75/M2904, 381 nucleotides long. RefSeq lists its product as hypothetical. The transcript has a single exon. The record is from RefSeq and is a predicted model, not a curated record. NCBI's taxonomy places the organism in Eukaryota, Euglenozoa, Kinetoplastea, Trypanosomatida, Trypanosomatidae. The coding region runs from base 1 to 381 and encodes 126 amino acids.